Molecule: messenger RNA, 153 nt
Organism: Plenodomus lingam JN3
Lineage: Eukaryota; Fungi; Ascomycota; Dothideomycetes; Pleosporales; Leptosphaeriaceae
Biological process (GO): sphingoid catabolic process
Cellular component (GO): endoplasmic reticulum
Source: RefSeq, a predicted model, not a curated record
AUGCCGUGGUUUGAUUUGAAGAAGAAUCUCGUCUUUUACGGCGCCUACCACCGCGACCCCACAAACGUCGCCAUCCACAUCGGCUGCGUACCGCUCCUCCUAGCCACCAGCCUCGUCUUCGGCACUGAGCUGCCAGGCACAGUACAGAUAUAG